Messenger RNA from Daucus carota subsp. sativus, 1561 nucleotides. Its product is annotated as transcription factor bHLH130. The transcript has 6 exons. Lineage: Eukaryota; Viridiplantae; Streptophyta; Magnoliopsida; Apiales; Apiaceae. The record is from RefSeq and is a predicted model, not a curated record. Gene Ontology annotation, molecular function: DNA-binding transcription factor activity, RNA polymerase II-specific; protein dimerization activity; RNA polymerase II cis-regulatory region sequence-specific DNA binding. Gene Ontology annotation, biological process: regulation of transcription by RNA polymerase II. Bases 73 to 1245 code for a protein of 390 amino acids. Gene Ontology annotation, cellular component: nucleus.
AUUUGAUCAAGAUUCAUGUAUAAACUUGCUCAACUGCAUCUAUAAAUUCUUCUCGUUUAGCUACUGAUUAUUAUGUACAACGUUGAGGGAUCAAUGGAAAGCUUACUUGCUGCAACAAAUUUCAUGUUUCCAUCACCAGCAGCUGAUCAUUUUGCGAAAAACAAAGAGACUGUGCAUUCGGAGACGUGCAACUUCAUGAAUAAUCAUGAUUCUCCGCAGCCACAGAGCUUGAAUUUGAGCCGGUAUCAAUCUGUUCCCAGCUCAUUCUUGGAAAGUCUUGUGAAUGACAGUGCUGUUGCUGCUGAUUACCGCAGUUCUAAUAUUGAGACAGAGAUGAAGUUCUCUGAUCCGGGUGAUUGUAAAUAUACGAAAGGACUUGGCACGGAUUCGAGUAAGAAUUUGCUUAGUAGUGGCGUGGAGAAUUUGUUUAGGGGUUUUGGUUCGAAUGUAGGAGGGGAGAAUAUGAAUCAAGUUAAGAAGGAGACUAGUAACGGAAGUCGUUUGUCUUUGGUUCGACAGAGCAGUUCUCCAGCUGGAUUUUCGUCGAGCUUAGCUGAUGAUGAUAUCGGUUCUGGAUUCACGGGGAUGAACGAUUUGGGAAAUUUCAGAUCUUGUAAUAAGACCAAGGCAGGAUUAAGUUCCUCAACGAAUAGGUUGGGUAUGAACUUCUCUUCUGUGCCGUCUUCUCACUCACGGUUCAUGCCUCAAAGUGCUGCUAAUGUGAAUGAGAAUUUCGGAACUAGUGAAUUGUACUCGGCCAAUGGACAUAGUGGAGGGAAUUUUAACGGUCCUAACUUGUACAAUGAUCCUAACUGCAACAGCCUAAAAAGAAACAGAGAUGGUGAAGCAAAGAUGUUAUCCAGUUUGCCUGGACUGAACAAGCAGAAUGAUGAUUUCAACCAUUACACCUCUGGUUUAGUUCACCAACUGAGCUUGCCAAGCACUUCUGCUGAAAUGGCAACGAUGGAGAAUUUUCUGCACUUUCAGCAAGACUCCAUUCCAUGUAAAAUUCGGGCAAAAAGAGGCUUUGCCACUCAUCCGCGAAGCAUUGCAGAGAGGGUGAGACGAACACGGAUUAGUGCACGAAUGAAAAAGCUGCAAGAUCUUUUUCCAAAUAUGGACAAGCAAGCAAAUACAGCUGAUAUGCUGGACUUGGCUGUUGUCUACAUUAAAGACCUCCAAAAAGAAGUGCAGACGCUCAACAAUACUCGAUCCAAUUGUACCUGUCCAACUAGAAGAAAAUAAAGCUCCACAUGCACGAGCAGUUACAUAUGUAUUGAUUAGAUCACGGACUUAAAUGUAAAAUUAUUAGAAGCAGACGGUUUAAAUUAUUGGCGCAGAUUGUUGUGUAUAAUUGACAGGGAAUAAACAGAAGUUAUUGCCAGAGGACAAGCUUGACUAAGCUCUAAUGUGAGGCAAAAUUAGGCUAAAUGUCUUCCAUUUGGCCUUGAACUAUUUAAACUGUACAUGUAUACUGGUGCUCUAUGGGUUUGUAGCAGCUAUUUGUAGCUUGUAAACUUGUGCAUUUGAUUUAUAGAUAAACUUGUUACUGCUUCAAAGA